UCUCUCUCUGUCCCGCCUACUGCUGCUACCAGCGUCUCUCUCACACAACUCUCUCACUCACUCUGUACUGAGCCCUCCAUCUGCUCUGCUCCCAACACGCCUGACCAACGUCAAGCGCAAUUCCUCUGCACGAAUCAAUCGUCUAACUUGUAAGUCUGCUUUUCCAAUUCUUCAUUCAUCCUGCGCAAAAAUCCCGUGCACCCUCGUGGUGCUCAUGUUUUGCUCGACGCGCGCGUUGUGGACAGGCACGCGCCUCACCCAACGCUUGCACCCACCGCAGCAAUCUUCUUGCGACCUCCCCUUUUUAUAAAUCAUUCACUUGCGCUUCUCGCUCGCGUGCUUUUUUUUUUUCUUCUAUGACCCUUCUACCCGCCUCUUCUGCUGCGCUUGCUCCAAAUUCAGCCCUUGUUCCCUUGGUUUCACAUGGCGCGUACCAUCAGCCCGCUUACAAUCUCUCAACAGGAAGCUUGAACAGCUACACAUCUCUCAUCAUGCCUAAGGAGAAAGUCACCCGCGGCAAGGGCAAGAAGGCCGAAGGCGGCAAGAAGAAGAAGGAUCCCAACGCCCCCAAGCGUGGUCUGUCUGCCUACAUGUUCUUCGCCAACGACCAGCGCGACAAGGUGCGCGAAGACAACCCCGGAAUCAAAUUCGGUGAUGUUGGCAAGAUGCUCGGCGAGAAGUGGAAGGUUCUUUCCGAGAAGCAGCGCCAACCUUACGAGGCAAAGGCUGCUGCCGACAAGAAGCGCUACGAGGAGGAGAAGGCCGCUUACCAGGCCAACGCCGAAGAGGAGGAGGAGGAAUCCGACUAAGUUGACGUGGUUCCGCGCUUCUCCUUUGACGCGCAAUCUGGUAUGAGCUUGUCUGAAUGGCCAUCGGUCUUUACUGGUGACUAUAGGACUUCUGGGGUUAUUACUGGGGCUUCUUUUGUUUUUUUACGCUUCCGACAUCUUUUCCAUCACGUGGGUAUGUGCAAGCAAGGGAGCUUUUUAACUCCAAGAUGAUGUUUUUCAACGAGGCCGCAGGGAGCUCCCCCAUGAAGCCUCAUUAAUGAUGUUUGGCGUUGUUCAGGUCAAUACCCGACGCCCGAGACAUCACGAAGCUCAUGUCGUAUGUACACUAGUUAUCCGUGGUACGCAAAAGAAACUGUUUGACAAGCGUCUGUCCCUAUUAAGUGUUGUUGCCCUCUCGGUCAAUCUGGUGCUGCUCUUGUGGUUGACAUGUCUAUGACCCUGCUCCUGGGUUUUGGGCGCAACGUUGUUUAUGGCUUCGUGCAAAGUGGAAUAACCCCAGGUCUACUCUGAUAUCCGCUCGUCACCAAGUUCCCAACUACCUAGUACCGUAUGUGGCUUUGAUGGCAGAUCCAUUGGGUUGGGUCAUUCCCAGGUAGACGUCGAUAUAUGGAAGUGCAAUCGAUCAUAUCAAUCCCAAGUCAAGUGGUGAUUCAACCCACCUACAUUACACCUUCACUGACCCGAAUCCGUGGAAUUCAUACACACAUACAACCACCCACCCACUCACUCACCCAUCCAAUUCCCAAUUCCCAAUCCCAC
Molecule: messenger RNA, 1550 nt
Organism: Periconia digitata
Lineage: Eukaryota; Fungi; Ascomycota; Dothideomycetes; Pleosporales; Periconiaceae
Source: the annotation of a GenBank genome assembly